Molecule: messenger RNA, 595 nt
Organism: Tupaia belangeri chinensis (Chinese tree shrew)
Lineage: Eukaryota; Metazoa; Chordata; Mammalia; Scandentia; Tupaiidae
Gene: CCL26
Product: C-C motif chemokine ligand 26
Exons: 3
Coding region: 168-452 (94 amino acids)
Biological process (GO): chemokine-mediated signaling pathway; antimicrobial humoral immune response mediated by antimicrobial peptide; positive regulation of GTPase activity
Cellular component (GO): extracellular region
Molecular function (GO): CCR chemokine receptor binding; chemokine activity
Source: RefSeq, a predicted model, not a curated record
UGCCAGGGUGUCAGGUUGCUUCUCCAUUGUUGGAGUCAAAAGAAUUGUUUUUGUUCUCAGUCACAAAUUUCUCUGGAAGUACCUUCAGGGACUCCUCAGUCUGAUAAAAAGAAGUCAGACAAGGAGGGAUUUGGGAGAAGUCUGUGAAAGGCCUGGCUUGCUGCACCAUGAAGAGCUUCCCCAUGAUUCUUCCUGUCCUCCUGGCCGUCAUGCUGAGUAUCCAUCUUGGAGCUCCCACACGUGGCAGUGACAUGGCCAAGUCCUGCUGCUUUCACUACAAUCAAAAGAUGCUUCCCUUUCGCUGGGUGCACACCUAUGAAUUCACCAGGAACAGCUGCCCCAAGCAGGGUGUGAUAUUCACUACCAAAAGAGGCAAGCAAGUCUGUGUCCAACCAAAAGAAAAAUGGGUGCAAACAUACAUUGCAUUACUGAGAGCUCAGAAACAGCUAUGACGCUGCUGAAUUUCCAAUCCAAGGGUACCUGGACCUUGCCCUUGGCUCUGCUGCCCUCGGUGGAGCCUAGAGAAUCUUCAGAAGUCCCAAGGGCUUGAUGGGAAUGAGAGGGUAUUUUCUACCAGAUUCCACUGAAGUUUUUU